Messenger RNA from Harpegnathos saltator (Jerdon's jumping ant), 840 nucleotides. It is a transcript of the gene Fdx2, whose product is annotated as Adrenodoxin-like protein 2, mitochondrial Ferredoxin 2. The transcript has 5 exons. Gene Ontology annotation, biological process: P450-containing electron transport chain. Lineage: Eukaryota; Metazoa; Arthropoda; Insecta; Hymenoptera; Formicidae. The record is from RefSeq and is a predicted model, not a curated record. Bases 267 to 743 code for a protein of 158 amino acids. Gene Ontology annotation, molecular function: 2 iron, 2 sulfur cluster binding; electron transfer activity. Gene Ontology annotation, cellular component: mitochondrion.
CCUUCAUCGUUCUCUUAUUCAGAGGUGCCGCAGUCGUCGAGCGGACGCGUAACUUGCGCGAUCGAGAGGGACGGAGCGUGGAACUCGUUUUUGCUCAUCCGUAUGUUUCGCAAGCCGCCGCGAGUCAAACAGCGCAUUCUGACGUAGUACGGUCGAGUUUUCCUCUCAAUCCACGCGGCUUCGUCAACGCUUCGUUGUAUUUACAACACAUUCCGUCGCGAUAAUUUGGACUCUCACACGUCGAGUACAACGUUCAUCGGCAAGAAAUGGCAUUGAUACAAAGGCUACAGGGACUCUGCAGGCCGAUGCUCCUCGCCCUUGGUUCGAAUAGCGUCAAGUGUAAGGCUAGUCGGCAAUCGCUCGCGAAAAUCACUUCCACCACGCAACCGCUCUUCGAAAAGCAAGAAGUCAGUAUAACGUUUGUUAAAGCUAGUGGGGAAAGAAUAACAGCAAAAGGCAGAGAAGGAGAUAGUAUAUUAGAUAUUGUUGUGAAUAACGAAGUUGAUUUAGAUGGUUACGGUGCUUGUGAAGGAACAUUGACAUGCAGUACUUGUCAUUUAAUUUUCCCCAAAAAAGUUUAUGAUAACCUCCCAAAUAAACCCUCAGAAGAAGAGUUGGAUAUGUUAGACUUGGCGUACGAAUUAACUGACACAUCGAGACUAGGGUGCCAAGUAGUAAUGACCAAGGAACUGGAUGGUCUCGAAGUGCAAGUACCAGCCACUAUUAACGAUGCUAGGACGUAACGAACAAGCAUGCUAUUAACUUUAUAAGAGGUAUCCAAAUCAUAUGUGGCUGGUUCAUUCCACCUUUUAGAUCGGCUCCAUAUUUAGUAAAAUUCAA